This is a messenger RNA of Ramularia collo-cygni, 780 nucleotides long. RefSeq lists its product as uncharacterized. Bases 1 to 780 code for a protein of 259 amino acids. The record is from RefSeq and is a predicted model, not a curated record. Lineage: Eukaryota; Fungi; Ascomycota; Dothideomycetes; Mycosphaerellales; Mycosphaerellaceae. The transcript has a single exon.
AUGCUGGCAGCUGGUAAACUCAGCCAACUAGAUGGAGAUGGAAGGAGAAUCGAGUUGAGGCUCCAGUCUACACAACGGCGAGUCAUUCAGCRCUUUCAAGCUCUGAUGGACCAUAUCAAUCCAGUGCUACAGCAAUCAAAAUUGAUCCCCGCACCCGAUGAGCCUGUGGAGCAGCAAAUGGACGCGGAGCUUAGACACAGAUAUCGUCUUGCGUUUGGUGACGACACAUUGAGCGACGCCCCCGUAGCAGAAGAAGAGCCUGAACACGAGAGACUUGAACUAGUGGAGAGGCGUCCUACCAGUCCUGCCUCGGUUGAAGAUGACGACUCAGUGAUUCCUAAGCAGUUGAGUGGCGAGAGAUUGGCCAAAGCGCGGGCGAGGUGGGCGUUCUGGGACUUCCAAGACCGAGAAGAACAGCGCAAAAGAGCCCAGGAAGACUUCAACACCAAGGAAGCGGUGCUGGACUCCGGAGCUCGGCUGAUGCAGCAACGUAUAGCGGAUGGGAGAUCAGGACCUGCUGACAUGCUCAAAUUUGAGCUCGUCAGCUAUUUGAUUGGACAGAAGGUAACUCGAAAUCUCAUAGAGGCAGAAGAGCGAUGCCGGUCUAUCAAGGCAGAAGGCCAGGAGGUCGGAGCGGACUUUCGCGAUGACGACAUGUCUUCCAUGUUUCCAGAUGUGAGCGCGGACGAUCCCGAGGAGGAGGUCGAGCACGAGCAGAGAUUAUCAGGCCAGCGACCAUCCAGUGGUGCCAGGACUUACCGGAUCUGGUGGAUACACUGA